Molecule: messenger RNA, 2038 nt
Organism: Nicotiana tabacum (common tobacco)
Lineage: Eukaryota; Viridiplantae; Streptophyta; Magnoliopsida; Solanales; Solanaceae
Product: ethylene-overproduction protein 1
Biological process (GO): negative regulation of ethylene-activated signaling pathway
Molecular function (GO): protein binding
Source: RefSeq, a predicted model, not a curated record
GACUUGAAAUCGAAUACAACGGUUAUGCUGUUGGAAAGGAUGGGAGAAUGUGCAAGUGAAAGCUGGCAGAAGCAACUAGCGUUCCACCAAUUAGGUUGUGUGAUGCUUGAAAGAAAAGAGUACAAGGAUGCACAGAAAUGGUUCGAGGCAGCUGUUGAAGCGGGUCAUGUUUAUUCCUUAGUAGGAAUUGCCAGAUCCAAGUACAAGCGCGGGCAUAUGUACAAGGCAUAUAAGUUGAUGAACUCCCUCGUAUCUGAUUAUACACCUUCUGGGUGGAUGUAUCAGGAGCGAUCAAUGUAUUGUCAAGGAAAAGAAAAGACAAUGGAUUUGAGUACAGCUACUGAACUGGAUCCAACUCUUUCCUAUCCAUACAAGUACAGAGCUGUUUCAAUGGCAGAGGAGAAUAGACUUGGUCGAGCUAUUUCUGAGAUUAACAGGAUACUUGGCUUUAAGAUAUCUCCAGACUGCCUAGAGCUUCGUGCUUGGUUUUUAAUUGUGCUGGAGGACUAUGAAGGAGCUUUAAGGGAUGCACGGGCACUCUUGACUUUAAAUCCCCGUUACAUGAUGUUCCAUGGGAAGUUGCAAGGUGAACACUUGGUAGAGAUUCUAAGUCAUAAUGUUCAGCCGUGCAGUCAGGCUGACUGCUGGAUGCAACUAUAUGACCGAUGGUCUUCUGUAGAUGAUAUUGGCUCCUUAGCUGUUGUCCAUCAUAUGUUAGCCAACGACCCAGGGAAGAGUCUNCAAUCUCUCCUACUUCUACGAUUAAACAGCCACAAGGCAGCAAUGCGUAGUUUGAGAGAAGCACGAAACCAAGCAACCUCUGAGCAUGAAAGGCUAGUCUAUGAAGGAUGGAUAUUAUAUGACACAGGUUAUCGUGAAGAAGCAAUUGCUAAAGCUGAAGAAUCAAUCUCAAUCCAGAGAUCAUUUGAAGCCUUUUUCCUUAAAGCAUAUGUAUUAUCAGAAACAAGUCCUGAUUCUGAAUCUUCAUUGUAUGUUAUACAACUGCUUGAGGAAGCUCUUAGGUGCCCCUCAGAUGGUCUCCGGAAAGGCCAGGCUCUCAGUAAUCUAGCAAGUGUCUAUGUAGAUGUUGAUAAGCUAGAUAAUGCAAUUGAUUGCUACACAAAUGCCCUGAAUAUUAAGCAUACACGAGCCCAUCAGGGUCUGGCACGUGUUUACCAUCUAAAAGAUCAGAGGAAAUUAGCAUAUGAUGAGAUGACAAAGUUGAUUGAGAAGGCAAAAUAUAAUGCAUCUGCUUAUGAGAAGCGUUCGGAAUACUGUGAUCGUGAAAUGGCUAAAAGUGACCUUGGUAUGGCAACAAAGUUAGAUCCCCUCCGAACAUACCCAUACAGAUACAGAGCAGCUGUUCUGAUGGAUGACCAUAAGGAAACCGAGGCUAUAGCGGAGCUAACAAAGGCAAUUUCUUUCAAGCCAGACUUACAAGUACUCCAUCUUCGAGCAGCAUUUCAUGACUCAAUGGGUGACCUCACAUCUGCUAUUCGAGACUGUGAGGCAGCUCUGUGUCUCGAAUCCAGGCAUGCAGAUACACUUGAGCUCUAUCAGAAAGUACAGCAACGAGCUAAAGAACAACUACCAACGUGAAGAAGAAAGAAUCCAUAUUGAGCUUCUUCUUCAUGAUUGUUAUUUGGGAAUUGGGAGCCAGUGCCUAAAUUUUUUGUGGUACACACAGGUUCAAUGCAUACUAUGUGCUCAGAGUUCUAAAUUUUUUGUCAUAUAGAUAUUCAAACUGGAUUUGCAAUGACCAUUAUGCAUGCUCAAUUGCAACAAAAGAACAAGAAAUUAAAGAUCAAAAUCUCGAACGGAGAGAGCUACUGAAGAGAAUGAGUGAAUCAACUGUACAUAAAUUUUUUGGUCAACCAUAGCGAAGUAUUUGUGAAUUUGAUAGAGUAGGAUACUUCAGAUACUUUUUAUUGUCUUUGUCCCACCGCAAAGACAGUUCUACAAUGUAUCUUCGAAACUGAAAGGAAUUUUUUCAUCAAAAUUGCAGCUUGCAAUGAAUGUCUAAACUUUGUUGAGACAA